AUGACCGAUCAACUUCCCAUCAUGGAAAUCAAGUGGAAUCUCACUGUGGGCGAGAGAUAUGUGAGACUCGACGCCGCCGGUGCCAGCUUGAGUAUCUUGGAAGAGGCGCAGAAGACCGUGACCCCCGAGAAAGUCGAGCAGGUCGCCGACGAACUCACCACGGAGGAGCAAAAGGAAAAGGUAUUUGAGGGCAUCCAUUGUAUAGCAGCUACCGAUACCGAUACCUAUUCGUUUGUCUUUGAGACCUUGGUCGACAUGUACCUGAUGUCUUACAAGCUCAAUGAGGACCAGAAAAAGGCGAUUGAAAGUCUGGUUAGCGAGGUUAAGGAGUUGCGUGGGCUGAUAGAGAGGCAGCGCAUCAGGUUAUGCCGCGCGGAGCGAUUGGCCAUGCUAAGAAGUAAAGGGGAGGAUCCUUAUGGGUGUUAG
This is a messenger RNA of Colletotrichum lupini, 426 nucleotides long. RefSeq lists its product as uncharacterized. Bases 1 to 426 code for a protein of 141 amino acids. The record is from RefSeq and is a predicted model, not a curated record. The transcript has 2 exons. Lineage: Eukaryota; Fungi; Ascomycota; Sordariomycetes; Glomerellales; Glomerellaceae.